AUGUGUUCUCGCAAAGAAGAAGAAGCCACAGGGCAGCCCAAUAAUAGCGUGUUCGUGCAGGGGCCCAUAAUAGUUGGGGCCGGCCCAUCGGGCCUGGCGGUGGCGGCCUGCCUUCAACAGAGCGGCGUGUCGGGCUCCCUGAUCCUUGAGCGGGCCGACUGCAUAGCCUCCCUUUGGCAGAACAAAACCUACGACCGGCUAAAGCUCCACCUCCCCAAGAACUUCUGCCAGCUCCCUUUCCUCAAUUUCCCCAAAAACUUCCCAAAAUACCCCUCGAAGCACCAGUUCGUCUCCUACAUGGAGGCCUACGCCCGCAAAUUCUCCAUCGAGCCCAUUUUCAACCAGCCCGUCCUUCGGGCCGAAUUCGACGGCCCGACGGGCCUAUGGUCCGUCCUCACCCCCUCCGCCCGCUACCUCUCGCGCUGGCUGAUCGUGGCCACGGGGGAAAACGCCGAGCCCGUGGUGCCCGAGAUUCAGGGAUUGGAAAGUUUCCGCGGGCCCGUUACCCACACGAGCGGGUACAAGUCGGGCCGGGCUUUCCAGAGCCAGCGGGUCCUCGUGGUCGGGUGCGGUAAUUCGGGCAUGGAAGUCAGUUUGGACCUCUGCAGGCACAACGCAAGCCCACACAUGGUUGUCAGAAAUUCCGUACAUAUUUUGCCAAGGGAGAUGUUUGGGGCGUCUACAUUCUCCUUAGCCAUGCUGCUUCUCAAGUGGUUGCCACUAGGAUUAGUGGACAAAUUUCUUCUAAUGGUGGCCGGGGUCAAAUUGGGCAACACUGAAAGAUUGGGCCUCCGACGGCCCAAAACGGGCCCAAUUGAGCUCAAGAACGCUACUGGGAAGUCACCAGUGCUUGACGUGGUGGAGGGAGUGAAGGAGAUUACAAAAAAUGGGGCCAAAUUCGUAAACGGUCAAGAAUUAGAAUUUGACUCUAUAAUACUAGCGACGGGGUACAAGAGCAAUGUGCCGAGUUGGCUUAAGGGUACCGACUUCUUCACAAAAGACGGAAUGCCAAAAACGCCCUUCCCUAAUGGAUGGAAAGGAGAAAACGGAUUGUAUGCGGUUGGGUUCACGAGAAGAGGUCUACUCGGAACUUCAUCUGAUGCCGUUAAAAUUGCCAGAGAUAUUUCCGAUCAAUGGAGGACAAUCAACAAAAUAUUCCCAGCUAUAGACGAAAAGCUAAUCAACUGA
This is a messenger RNA of Striga asiatica, 1188 nucleotides long. The record is from the annotation of a GenBank genome assembly. Lineage: Eukaryota; Viridiplantae; Streptophyta; Magnoliopsida; Lamiales; Orobanchaceae.